This is a messenger RNA of Lampris incognitus (smalleye Pacific opah), 699 nucleotides long. RefSeq names its product Kv channel interacting protein 1 b (gene kcnip1b). The record is from RefSeq and is a predicted model, not a curated record. Gene Ontology annotation, biological process: regulation of potassium ion transmembrane transport. Gene Ontology annotation, molecular function: transmembrane transporter binding; calcium ion binding; potassium channel regulator activity. Gene Ontology annotation, cellular component: voltage-gated potassium channel complex. Lineage: Eukaryota; Metazoa; Chordata; Actinopteri; Lampriformes; Lampridae. Bases 1 to 699 code for a protein of 232 amino acids. The transcript has 8 exons.
AUGGGUGCAGUGGUGGGCACUUUGACCAUGCAAACCAGGCAGAGGAGACCAUCUAGAGAUAAGCUGGAUGAUGAUCUGGAGUUAACCAUGGUCUGUCACCGGCCUGAGGGUCUGGAGCAGCUGGAAGCCCAGACGAACUUCAGCAAGCAGGAGCUACAGAUCCUGUAUCGUGGUUUCAAGAAUGAGUGUCCAAGUGGCGUGGUGAAUGAGGAGACUUUUAAACUCAUCUACGCACAGUUCUUCCCUCACGGAGGUAGGACGAAAAUCCUCUUUCUCUACUUGCCUUUUCCUUUCUUUGUUGCAGAUGCAAGCACAUAUGCACAUUACCUUUUCAACGCAUUUGACUCAACAAACAACGGAUCGAUUAAGUUUGAGGACUUUGUAAUGGGGUUGUCUACGCUGCUGCGGGGAACGCUGAGGGAGAAGCUGGAGUGGACAUUUCACCUUUACGACAUUAACAGAGACGGUUACAUAAGCAAAGAGGAGAUGACUGAGAUUGUAAGGGCCAUUUAUGACAUGAUGGGCAAAUACACCUACCCUGCACUUAAAGGAGAUAUCCCUCAACAGCACGUGGAUUCAUUUUUCCAGAAGAUGGACAAAAAUAAAGAUGGAGUUGUGACUUUGGAUGAGUUCAUUAUAGCUUGCCAGGAAGAUGAAAUCAUGAUGAGAUCCAUGCAGCUAUUUGAAAAUGUUAUGUAG